AGAUUUUAUUUGCACAGAUAAUAAGAACUACAAAAGAUGGGGAAACCAAACCAACUGAACCAAACCCCUGCCUCAGACUUCCUCCUGCUAGGACUCUCUGAGAAGCUAGAGGAACAGCUUCUUCUCUUUGGCGCCCUCCUGGGCAUGUACCUGGUCACCAUGGUGGGAAACCUGCUCAUUAUUCUGGCCAUCUGCUCUGACUCACACCUCCAUUCUCCUAUGUACUUCUUUCUGGCCAAUCUAUCAUUAACUGAUGCCUGCUUCAGUUCAGCUUCAAUCCCCAAGAUGCUGCUCAACAUUCAUACCCAGAGUCAGACCAUCUCCUAUUCUGGGUGCCUUACACAGCUCUAUUUUCUGCUUGUGUUUGGUGGUCUUGACAACUGCCUCCUGGCUGUGAUGGCAUAUGACCGCUUUGGGGCCAUCUGCCAGCCACUUCAUUACAGCUUGGUCCUCAGUCCUCAACUCUGUGCACUAUUGCUGGGUACAUGUUGGUUGCUAACCAACUGUCCUGCCCUAGUGCACACACUGUUGCUGACCCGUGUGGUUUUCUGUGCCCCCAUCAUAAUCCACCACUAUUACUGUGAUCCUAGGGCUCUGCUGAAGCUUGCCUGCUCUGAUACCCACAUUAACGAGCUGAUGAUCAUCAUCAUGGGCUUGAUGUUCCUCACUGUGCCUCUCAUGCUGAUUGUCUUCUCCUAUGUCCAUAUUUCCUGGGCUGUGUUUAGCAUCUCAUCUCACGGUGGGCGAUGGAAAGCCUUCUCUACCUGUGGUUCUCAUCUUACAGUGGUUCUGCUCUUUUAUGGGUCACUAAUGUGUGUGUAUUUACUUCCUCCAUCAACUCACUCCACAGAGAGAGAAAGUAGGGCUUCUAUUCUCUAUAAUGUAAUUAUUCCUAUGCUAAAUCCAUUCAUCUAUAGUUUGAGGAACAGAGACAUGAAGUAUGCCUUGGGUAAACUUUUCAGCAGUGGUAAAACAUUCUCCCUACCAUGA
This is a messenger RNA of Chinchilla lanigera (long-tailed chinchilla), 990 nucleotides long. RefSeq names its product olfactory receptor 1N2-like. The transcript has a single exon. NCBI's taxonomy places the organism in Eukaryota, Metazoa, Chordata, Mammalia, Rodentia, Chinchillidae. Gene Ontology annotation, molecular function: olfactory receptor activity; G protein-coupled receptor activity. Gene Ontology annotation, cellular component: membrane. Bases 37 to 990 code for a protein of 317 amino acids. The record is from RefSeq and is a predicted model, not a curated record. Gene Ontology annotation, biological process: G protein-coupled receptor signaling pathway.